CACCAUUGUUGUUGCAUCAGCUAAAUUUGGAGCGGCUCGUCGAGAUCGGGGGCUUUUUUUCCUGCCGAGGCCCAGUCGCGAUUCGCAGCCGUUCUGGAAGCUUCCCCGGCGCUGUCUCCUAAAAAUAGAUAUACACGGUGCGUUCGCAAUUUCGAAUCCGACCCUAACCCAGUCUGCGCUCGAAGGGCUCGCGAAGGGCCUCCAUUGCGAUAGCGAAAGCUCGGACAGAGGCUCUCCUCUCCUACGAUACUCUCGCUCUCAUCUCGCGAGCAAUUGCGUAAAUCCAAUAACAAGUCUCGAUAUAUAUACCUAUCGAGAGAGCGAAGAGAUCCGGCGACCUUGAUAGCAGCAGUCGCCGUCGUGCAAAUCCGGUGAGGAGGGAAAAAGAGGUGUACGAUCAUGGAGAAGAGUGGGAGUAAACUAGAGGCAGCGGAUAGCAACGGCUCGGCAAUCGUAGGAACCGUUGCCACGCCAGCAGCGGCCACAGCUUUUGAUCGAGCGACGACCGAGCCCGCAGUGGUAGUGCCCAGCUACAAACCCUUGCCUGACGAGGAUACCAAUUGGAAAGCCAAAGCCAACUCCGUCACCAUCGACAUGGGUAAGCUCAACGGAUCGGCCGAUCAGGCCGAGGCGGUCGACGACGGCGCCACCGAGAAAAUGCUCAAGGACGAUGUCAAACUCACCAUUGUACCGAGCAGCAAAGAUGAUGCUGGGGUCAAAUUUAUUCCUGAGAAUGGAGAUGCUAAAAUUGAUAUUGACUCGGUUAAACAAACAUUGUCAGGAAUGGGAAAAGCAGAACUGAUGAAGUAUGCAAAUGAUCCAUUUUGGAUUAGGUUGAGAAUGUUUUUAUUUCUUGCAUUCUGGGUGCUAUGGGUAGCGAUGCUUGCUGGAGCUAUUGCUAUAAUUGUGUGGGCACCAAAGUGUCCUGCACCAGAGCCUAGAAAGUGGUGGGAAGAAAGUCCUAUGAUAGAAAUAAACCACAAGGAAUUUGCUAAAUAUCAGUCAGAAGCUGAAGUAUUUUUGGAUGAUUUGCAAAAGCAAAAUAUUAAAUCUUUAUGUUUGGGAUCUGUGUUGGAAGAAUCUUCUCCAGGACUUACAACAAACUUCACAUUCCUGAGUGAAAGAUUUUCAACGAUGGCAAGUUUUGGUACCUUUAUGUCUCAAGCAACUGCAAAAGGAAUUAAUAUCGUAAUAGAUAUUGAUCCCAACCACUCAUCCAAUCAACAUCCUUGGUUCAAGAAAUCAAUAGAAAAAGAUGGAAAUUAUUCAUCUUACUAUGUGUGGGCUGAUGGAAAACCAAAUCCAGAAGGUGGAUUUUUACCACCAAACAAUUGGGUUAGUGUAAAUGGUGGGUCAGCAUGGACAUAUAAUGAAAAGAGAGGUCAAUUUUACCUUCACCAAUUCAAUGCUUCUCAACCUGAUCUAAACUACAAUAAUUCUCAAGUCAUUGAAGAGUUUAGCAAAACAUUGAAAUUCUGGAUGAACCUGGGUGUGACAGGGUUCAGAUUAGCUAACACUCGUUACUUAUAUGAAGAUACAGAUUUGAAGGAUGAUAAACCUGGCCAAUUUUAUCCAGCUGAAAAAGAUAAUUAUGAUUCUCUUCUUCAUGUUAAUACCAGAGAUCAUUCACAAAAUGCAGUAUUACUAAAUUUGUGGAGAAAUGUCGUUCUAGAGCACACAAAUCAAGAAGGAUUAUUCACCUUAAUUGAAGAAGUUGGCAGUGAUACAUUACAACAAAACAAAAUGGAAAAAACUGUUAUUGAUUUACCAAAGAGUGUCAAAUCUCUUUCAAAGAUAGCCUCUUCCAUCAAUGCAACACAAUUAAAUCAAACUGUUUCUGAUAUGUUAUCAUCUUCUACAUGGCCAGCUGUCGACUUCAGCAAUAAUAACCACAUGAAACAACGAACUCCUGAAGACACAGCCCUCAUUUAUAUGGCUAUGCUUCUCCCCGGCACUCCAAUUUUGAAUAUUAAUGAUUCUCUUCCGUACAAAGAAUCUUUUGCUAAACUAACAAAGGCUCGACAAAAUGUUCAAUUCCAACAUGGAAAAACAUCAACAUAUGUUCUGAAUAACGGAACUGUAUUCUCUUACACACGUAAUUUGGUAAAGGUUGGUAAUCCUGGAUAUGUAGUUAUUUAUAACAGUGAUAUCCAGAAUAAAACUGUGGAUAUAAGCUCGUUUGACCAAAUUGCUGAUAGUAUUGAAGUCCUUGCACUGAGCCCUAAUCACUUCCCCAUUACCGAAAUGCCACAAAAAUUGAAGUCAGAUACUAUAUAUAUGGCACCAAAGAGUACUUUUAUAGGGGAGUACAUAGUUCAAAAAUCAGCAGAAUAAUUAUUUUCUGCCACAUUCCAAAUGUUAUUAGCAUAAAAUAUGCUAAGCUUUAUUUUUUUUGUCUUUAUCAUCUAAUGAACACAAACCAAAAACUUUAUUUUCAAUGAAUUGGAAUGUUUACGUCCAGUUCAAAUGCUAAUGAAUAAAUUUUUCCUUAACAUGUCAAAAA
Molecule: messenger RNA, 2503 nt
Organism: Trichogramma pretiosum
Lineage: Eukaryota; Metazoa; Arthropoda; Insecta; Hymenoptera; Trichogrammatidae
Gene: CD98hc
Product: neutral and basic amino acid transport protein rBAT-like
Exons: 9
Coding region: 400-2334 (644 amino acids)
Biological process (GO): carbohydrate metabolic process; amino acid transport
Source: RefSeq, a predicted model, not a curated record